AUGGCCCAGAUAUCACCUUCGCACCAGUUCACGCGCUCCCCAGAUCACGGGCCGGGCGGGCUCAACCCUCCUCGCAUCGACGAGCUGAGCGUUCACAGCAGUUCUUCAGACUCCCUGACUGUCACGCCACCGCCGGUACACUCGCACAUGUCGCACGAGAACCCGCGACUGCGACCGCCCGGGCGGAGUGCGUACCCCGCCCACAUGCCCGAGGGCUACGUGAUGCCUCCCUCGUGUUCAUCAAGAUAUGGAGCAGACCCAUUCAUGGGUCGGUACGGAGGAACAGACUUUGGCGACGCUUCAACCUACACGUCUGCAGAUUUGGACGAUGCAUUACACUUCAAUCCUGACCAGGAGCCUGGAAUUUAUAGCCUAACUGCAACGAGCAGUUACGACGAGGAUUCGCAACUGUGA
This is a messenger RNA of Geodia barretti, 414 nucleotides long. NCBI's taxonomy places the organism in Eukaryota, Metazoa, Porifera, Demospongiae, Tetractinellida, Geodiidae. The record is from the annotation of a GenBank genome assembly.